CAAGACAACUCGGAUGUUUUCCGACCUCGUCCUUGAAAAGUGCAGUGGACGCAAACUACAGACGGGGUUCGAACUUGUGAACUCAGGAAAAAACUCAACAACCUGUAGUUCACGGAGCGGCAGUUGUCUGACGUCACACAACAAUGAAGGCGCUCAUGGAGACGUAGGACGUGUAUCUGCGGCCAAGUGUAAUCAAUAUACAUGUUUGUGUGUGGACGGAAGCUGCUCUGGUCACGUGACUCUCCCCACGCGACAAACAUUCCCACGGUCACACGCUUGUUUACCUUUUCGUCAUCACUGUGCGCUGGAACGUUUCCUGUAACGCAGGAGUUCGAGUCUGAUCACUUGUGACGUCACCUGUCCGUCAACAUGGAGGGGACGUGUGCAGGGGAUGGGAAGACACGGAGGUCAGGGAACUUGAGGAGGCCCCUGAGCACGGCGCAGAGGUUCACGUGCACGCGCCCGUCCGUCAACGCUGAGCAACACUGUGAACUGCUGGGUUUCCUCCCUCAGAACUACCAGUACCAUGUGUGCCGGUACAGAGCUGUGAGCCAAUCAGAAGCCGGCCCUGUCAGCUUCGAGGCCACGGUGAGGAUGACCCUGAGGUCGAAGGAGGACAUCCAGCUGUGGCUCAGGUCCAUGGCGGUCACAUGGCGAGUGGCCCACACCCGGCCCACCACAGGCUGCCGGAUCCUCUUCAAGGCGGACUACAGGUGUCAGUACAACACACAACCCCGAGACAAACUGACCAGGGCGACCAAGAACACCGACUGUCCGGCCAAGCUGAAGGUGACGCUGGUCCGUGCCGAGGCGUCCAGAGGUCAACGCAGCAGGAACACGGAUCCUCACAUCCCAGAAUACCCCACGCUCGUCCACAUCAGCAACAUCCACAAUCACAGCGUCCGCACGGCGAGUUCAGGAACGACCACGCCAGCCGCUGACGCACCACCAGAUGUCUUUGACAGGAAGGAGUGGAGCUCCAUGAUCGGAGAGUUUUCGGCCGUGGCUCAGAGCAGUGCCGGGUUCCAACGAGCGGCUGUAGCCAUGAUGAAGACCUUCCACGCGCUGAAGGGGAAUCCCUCCAUGCUGCAGUCGGCCAUGCACACGUUUGGCCACAAUGGCGCCCCCGGCCUGGCAUCACGGACCCUCCCACGCAGCGCACGGCCCUCCUCCAUGUUCCACAGAAAGGUCCAGCUCGAGGGGGGGCGCAGACCCACGGCCAGGAGGCCGAAGAAGGUCGUUACCACACCGGACUCUCAAAGCUCAACAUCGACAGCUGACAUGUUCUGCAGCGAGCGAACAUAACAUACAUGUAACCCCCCCCCCCCCCACCCCAUGGCUGAGAGCAGUCAGUGGAUUACCUCCAUCAACACAUGAACAGAUGAAACUACAUCUGGGUCUUUCUGUUACACUAUGAGAUCAAACUUGACAAUCUGACAUUUUCACAGGAGAGACAUUUAUGAGUGAAACCGUUUUCAGAAAUGAACUCUGUAAAUGUUGUGUGUACGGGUCAUUGUGACGUUGUGUAUUAGAAGAGAACAAAAAUGACUUAUCCCAAAAAAUAACAAAGGAAACUGUAAGUAAGGAUUUGUGAUGUUAAUCGGGGAAAAGCUGAAACACUGAACGAUGAAAUUGAUGAAACUGCAAAGAUAUAGAAAAUAAAAACCUUGGACCCUUGUUGUUUAUCAGAGGGUUAAGCUGAAAGAA
Platichthys flesus (European flounder) is the source of this 1707-nucleotide messenger RNA. RefSeq lists its product as uncharacterized. The transcript has 6 exons. Bases 370 to 1305 code for a protein of 311 amino acids. NCBI's taxonomy places the organism in Eukaryota, Metazoa, Chordata, Actinopteri, Pleuronectiformes, Pleuronectidae. The record is from RefSeq and is a predicted model, not a curated record.